Messenger RNA from Penicillium oxalicum, 1542 nucleotides. RefSeq names its product glycoside hydrolase family 76 protein. The record is from RefSeq and is a predicted model, not a curated record. Gene Ontology annotation, molecular function: mannan endo-1,6-alpha-mannosidase activity. Gene Ontology annotation, biological process: carbohydrate catabolic process; fungal-type cell wall biogenesis. NCBI's taxonomy places the organism in Eukaryota, Fungi, Ascomycota, Eurotiomycetes, Eurotiales, Aspergillaceae. Bases 1 to 1542 code for a protein of 513 amino acids. The transcript is spliced from 5 exons.
AUGACUCUCCCGCCGACGACGUAUCUCCAGAGUGCACCCUGUGCAACCUUGUCGCACGAUGUGCGUAGAAGGGGUCUCCCUAUGCGCGCCAAGUCUGGUGGCUGCCAGGCACCAGGCAUUACAUCGAUUCCAGAUCCCAAGUCAGCCGGCCAGACAGCACCUACUGAGUGGCUAGCCGCCCUGGUGGGUGGCUCGCUCGCCAUUCAGGGCACUCUCGCUGCCAUCACCGUCCAAGUAGACGAUGAAAACUCCCUCAAGACCGCCGCCAAGGCGGUCGCGACCAACAUGAUGGAUUUCUACAAUGCCCGUGACUCUAAGGAUAUCCCCGGUAAAUUUGACGGAACUUGGUGGGAAGGUGGUUCAAUGUUCAUGACGCUCAUUCAAUAUUGGUGGUUGACGGGGGAUUCGCAAUUCAACGGGUUGAUCCAGGAGGGCAUGUACUGGCAAAAGGGCGAUGACGACUUCUUUCCGAGCAAUUACAGUCAGUACCUGGGGAACGACGAUCAGGUCUUCUGGGGUCUGGCCGCCAUCACCGCCGCCGAAGUCAACUUUCCGGAAUUGCCCAACCAGCCGUCCUGGGUCUCCCUGGCGCAAGGUGUGUUCAACACGCAGGUGCCCCGCUGGGAUACCAGCAGCUGCCACGGGGGCUUGCGCUGGCAGAUCUGGCCCUACCAAAGUGGUUAUCUCACCAAAAACGCCAUCUCCAACGGCGGUCUCUUCCAGCUGGCGGCCCGCCUGGCUCUCUACACCAAAAACGCAACCUACGCGGAAUGGGCGGAGCGCAUUUGGGACUGGAGUGCGACCACUCCUCUGCUGAAGCAGAAGAACUGGAACAUCGCCGACUCCACCACCUGUGAGACCCAAUGUACGGAUCAUGGUGACUGGCAAUGGACCUACAACUACGCAACCUACAUCAGCGGUGCUGGGUACAUGCACAACUACACGAAUGGAACCGCGACGAAGUGGAUGGACGGCAUUCAAGGCUUGGUUGGCACCUCCGAACAGUUUUAUCCCACCCAAGGCUACAAUGAUGCGGGCGGCAACGUCCUCGUCGAGAUCACCUGUGAACCGAUCGAUAAAUGUGAUCGUAACCAAAAAACCUUCAAGGCCUACUUCUCGAAUUGGCUCGCGCUCAUCACCACCAUUGUUCCGGGGACCGCGGACCUCAUCAUGCCCAAGUUGCGAACAUCGGCGCAGGCCGCCGUGGAAACGUGCACGGGCGGCUCCAGCGGCAACCUCUGCGGCACCAGGUGGUACAGCCGCAAGACCGACGCGGCCGACGAACUGGGCCUGGAGCAGGAAAUGUCCGUCCUCGGUGUGCUGAACGCAAAUCUCAUCCGAUUCAAAAACAGCGCCCCUCUCACGGCGGACAACGGUGGUACCUCGAAGAGCAAUCCCAAUGCUGGAACCAACAGCACGGACAAUGAUGUGCCCAUCCUGAACGACAUCACCACGGGGGACCGUGCGGGCGCUGGUAUUCUCACCUUUGUCUUCGUGACCGGAUGGGCGGUGGCGGUCACUUGGAUGAUUCGGGGCGGUUAA